AUGGCUACGCAGGCCCAGAUCCAAACCGCAACCUUGUUACAAGAGACCGAGACGAGACCGGCACGCAUCCACAUCCUCGGCGCCUCCGGCAGCGGCGUCAGCACUCUCGGCACCAACCUCUCGUCCGCGCUCUCGGUCCCGGUGUUCGACGUCGACGACUACUACUGGAUGCCCACCGACCCGCCCUUCACCACCAAGCGAGCCAUCCCCGACCGCAUCGCUCUCAUCAAGCCGCUGCUCUCGCGCGCGCAAGCAGAGCGCGGGGGAUGGGUGCUUGCGGGCUCGAUCGGCACCUGGGGCGCGGAGCUGAUGGCCGAUGUCGAGCAUGUGGUUUUCGUUGACGCGCCGACGGUAAGUCAAUCCGUUUUCCUGGUCGGUUGGGGUCUCGCGAGUUCGUGA
Molecule: messenger RNA, 399 nt
Organism: Drepanopeziza brunnea f. sp. 'multigermtubi' MB_m1
Lineage: Eukaryota; Fungi; Ascomycota; Leotiomycetes; Helotiales; Drepanopezizaceae
Source: RefSeq, a predicted model, not a curated record